Molecule: messenger RNA, 4647 nt
Organism: Oppia nitens
Lineage: Eukaryota; Metazoa; Arthropoda; Arachnida; Sarcoptiformes; Oppiidae
Gene: row
Exons: 9
Coding region: 164-4639 (1491 amino acids)
Source: RefSeq, a predicted model, not a curated record
GAAACGGGACUUCUGUCACGUGACAAUAAAUGUGUUUCCAAUGUUUGCAUUGAAAGCACUAAAACAUCGAUUGUUUGAAAACCGAUGAAAACAUUGAAUUUAAUGGUCAGGUUUGAGACACGAAAAGAGUUUUGAUGCAAAUGUAAUAACAUUGUGUCAAUUGAUGGCCAAUAACUUGACAACUGAUGGCCAAUUGGCCGCAAUCUUAGGUGAUACUCCACGCCGUAGGCGAGCGGCAGCAGUGGCCGCACAAAAGAGUUGGCAACAAAUCGAGGACGAAGAAGGCAUCACUGAAAAUGAUAUCAUUUUUGUUGAAGAAAAGACACAAACAAAGAUACCGACAAUGAAGAACAUAACACCCAUUCGGUUGUCGGCUAAUACAGGCAUCAGGAGUGGACCCGCAGUUAAUACGGGUAUCAGAUCUGUGACACCUAUUAAUCCAUCAAAAUCGAUACCGACUGGCAUCAGGACCGGACCCACUGCUAUACGGGUUAUCACACCAUCUAUUAAGAGACCGGCGCCCACUAUAAACCCUCUUAUCAUUAAUAUGAAGAAAACUAAGAAGACUAUCGAUUCAGAUGUCGAGUAUUUACCAAACAAUGAUAAACGCAUUAGAGAUUUGAGAUCAAAUACAUACGCUAUCAUUGGUAACAAUCAAUUCGCUAAAAACAAUAUCAGAAUAAUUACAUUUGGCGGCCAAAACACAACUAAACUUACGGGACAACAAUUAAUUGAGAUUAUAUCGGAUCAGUCGACCCGAACUAUUAUUAAAGAUAAUAUAAAGCCUGUUAAGAAACCAUUGAUCAAAAAAGCGCAUCCGAAUGAACCCGACGUCUUACCAAUUGUUGCUGAAGAAGUCGAAGAAAUUGUUGGAACUUAUGAUGUUUUGGAUGAUAACAAUAACAGGGAAAAUGAAGAGUCUAUCGAUGACUUGCAAAUGUUAUGCGAGACUGAAACACAACUUCUUGAAAGACAAAAGACUAAACAAAACUUAGAGCAAAAUGAAGAAAUUGAAAAUAAAGAUAACAUAAAUAACAGUUCAACAGUUGUAACACAAGUGAUCAGUAAAAAUGUAUCAAAUAUUACAGUCAUAAAAAAGUCUGAUUCAGUUGUGAAAAUUAAUGGCAAAUUAGAUUCAAUUUGUGGCUCUCUUGAGAUGAAUUGUGAGAGUUUUGAUGACGAGUUCACUGAUGGUCUUUGCAUUGAAUGCGAUGAAGAUAUUCUUAAUGCUAAUCAAUGGAAUAAAGCAAAGACUGAAAAAGAAAAGUAUAAAGAUUAUUGUAAUAUAGUUUCAUCGACAAAGAAUGUCAAGUUCUUACCAGAAAAAGAAGUAACAGAAUCUUUAGGUAUUGUAACGACAACAGUAUCUGAGACAACAAAAGUUAUUACAACACCCGCCAGACCACCACCAACACCAACACCGACGACAACCACUCCGCGAACAUAUAUGACUCGCGGACGGAUACCUAACUUACAAACAGUUCAAUCACUUGUAAAUCCAAUUUCAUCAACAAAUAUAAACACUUCACAAGUUAUUAAUUUACCGUCUGUUCAGAAUUGUCUCCCAAUUUACUCCAAUCCGCUUACAUUGUUAGCAAACACACCUUCAUCUACAGGAUCGUCACCAUUGAUAUUAACUUCUAGUUUAAUGGCCCCCAGAAUACCUAGCGGUGUGCAAGUAUUGCUGCCUUCGAGUGGAUCCAAUCAAUCGACAUACCUAAUGGUAACGGGUCCUAAUGGUAAUCUCAUUCCUGCCACUAACAUAUAUACAACAAAUCAAACUAAUUCAUACCAACAAAAUACACCAAAUAUUGGACAAAGAAUUAGUUAUAUGGCGCCUAUAAUGCAGACAUCACCUCAAAUAGUCAGACCCGCGACCAAUGUAUCGACUGUCAACCGCCCAACUAGAUCUUCAAUCACUGUUAUUCGGCCACCAAAUCCUCAAAGAAUUAGGGGUCCAAACAUAGGCUUUAGGCAACCUGUUCCACGUCUCCCAAAUACUGGUAUCAGAACUCCUAGAGGACGGUCACCUAACCCACAAACUUUAAUGAAUUCUGAGCAACAAUUUGAUUGUUUGACUUCAAUUUUUACAGUAAAUAAUAAUAAAAUUAAUAUGAGAACCAUUUUGACAAUAAAACCACUGCCAGAGUCGUGGCCAUCAAAUAUUGAUGAUCUUAUCGGUUCUCUCGUGAAAUUAGACAAUGCUUUGAUGAGAGAAAAAUUUAAAGAGUCGCCCAUUACAUGGAUGGUUAACUCACGACUAAUCAUACCUCCGAAGUGCAAAAUAUGUAAUAUUGGUUUCUGUAAUCAAGUUAACAAAACAGGCAAUAAUCGCAAUGAGUACUGGAAUUGCAAUAACAUAAGUUGUAACGCCGGGCAAGUGAUUGAUAGACCAAAAAUCUUUAUGGACAUCAAGUUUGACAUUCCGACUUCAAAACUAUUAUUUAUAAUAUACUAUUGGUCCAUUCAAGUUGAUGUCGAGGAUCUCAUUAAAACGGGUCAGAUAGAGAUGGGACCCGAAAAAAUAUUCAACGUUUGGCAACAAUUGCAAAAAGUUUGCUCUUUUGCAUUGCGAACAAAAGACGCCAAAUUAGGCUCUAAAGUGAUGGAUGUAGAAGUGGCCACAAUUAAAGUGGGACAGUGUGUUGUGUUGGGUGCUAUGGAGGACAAAACACGUCGCGUCAAAGUAGCUGUUUUUGCUCUUAAAAAUAAUAACAGCGCCGGUGUUCUCAAACUAAUGAUUCAAACACUUAUCAAAUGGUUGGACAAAAAUAUUACGAUUAAAACAUGCGAAUCAAAGUUUACGACUUUAAAUAUUAACGGAUUUAAAGUACAAAUGAUAUCCAAGAAUGUAAUAUUACCAACAAAUAAAAAUUUGAGUCUCACUUCAAUUGGCGGUUAUCUAACACAUCAUUUGAGUAAAUUUUUUAAAGAUUUUGAUUUGUCGAGCCUUGGACUUGAAAUUAUUCAAAACAUUUUGGAUGAAUUACUUUGGAGGGAACGGUAUGGUACUAAUCCUUAUACAGCAUUUUAUAAUAUCAUCAAACAUAUUGGUGAACAAUGCGGUCUUAGAAAAAAUCAUUAUACGACUAAUAUAGUAAAUAACACUUCAUUUGAAACUACUGAUACCUCUGCAUCUCUUAAUACAAAUAACAUACAGACCUAUAGCAGCAAUCGUGUUAUCAAUCGACAGAUAAAUAUACCGGUGCUUCCAGUGUUGGAUGAAACUAAUUCAGUAUUUGUUGACGAGUACUUCUAUUCAUCACUUAAAUUGAAGACCACUUCUCAAGUAAAUAAUACACAGGAAGAAGUAUCAAAUAAAGACAGCAUUCAAUGCCAUUUGUGUCAAAUGUUUUUUAAUAAUAUUUUAAUUGUCAAACAUUUGUUGGAACACUUGGAAGUCGAAAGAGGUGGUCGAGUAAGGAAAGGUGAUAACAAUGAGAGUGAAUGCAAACACUGUUUAAGAUUUUUUACAAAACGAUCUCUUCAUAUGCACGAAGAAUUGACAACUUUAAAAGUGAUUCCCUUUUCGUGUCGCAUCUGUUUAAUGCCAUAUUAUGCGAGACAACCAUUCAUUCAACACAUGAAGACAACACAUUAUGCCGGAGAAAUGCCUUAUUAUUGUGAUAUCUGUUCAUAUCGUUCAUCAUUUCAGAAGAAUCUUUUGGAUCAUUUUGAAGAUAGUCAUACAAAUGAAUGUCAAAUAAUGUGUCCGUUUUGUAUCCGAGUCUUUCAUUUGGCAAAAUUCAAAAAUUUUUCUCAAUUUAUUUACCGACACAUUCAAAAUCAUUACGCAGUGGCCUCUGUUUAUGACUGCGAAAAAUGUGGCCUCACUUUUGCAACUAAACCUGAUCUUAAAGAUCACUAUUUCAGAGGACAUAAUUUAAGCAAUACAAUUGAUGAAAAGUUUGAAAUACAAACGUUUGUCGUUCAAGAAGAGGACAAAAACCUGUGUAUCCGAGCGCGAGAAGAGGAACUCUUUACACCAUUUUUACCAAACAUUGACAACACUCUACCAAACUAUGAGUCCAACAUUAACUCCAAUAACAAUAAUAAUGAAGAGAUGAGUUUUGAACCAAACAUUUUAGAUUUGCUGUCUAUAGAGCCGGAGUGUAAUAUUGAUAUUUCCGAUUCAAAUACACCUUUUGAAAGUUUCGUAUUACCCGUUGAUUGUGACUACACUGUGGAUCAAUUGAAAACAAUAUUAACAAAUAGUUUCGAUCUAAAACCUAAAUCGGAAGUCAAUGAAGCAAAUGAAAUGAAUAAGCCUUUACUACUUUUCGAUAGUAAUCUUAUUGUUUGUUUUGAGUGCAACGUCUAUCUGUCUCCCGACCACUUCAUUGGCAAAAGUGUUUGCGAAAAAUGCAAUUUUAGUACUCAUUGUAGAAAUGCUUUCGAUGAACACAAACUAAUAGCACAUUCAUCACCGGUUACACUAACGGCAGCACCGGGUGAACCACAGCCACAGCCACAACAAACCAAUCAAAGUUCUGUAUUAAAGAGUUUCUCUCACUUGACUUCAUAUAACAUACACUGCGGUGAAUGUGAUUUCACAACAACUGAUGGAAACCUAAUGGCGCUUCACAUGAAUUUCAAUAAUCAUUUAAUCUCAUUGUGUAAACAAUUAUCACAAUCAUGAUAUCAAUA